AUGAGCCCGCAUCUUGGCGUUCUACUGGAGAGGUUUUGCGAAACAUUAAGGAUGAUAUACCUUGGAAGUUUCCUGCUGUUCUGUGGGCUUACGCAUGUCAUGGCAAGCUAUCCCAUCUGGUGGUCACUAGCAAUGGGCCACCAGUACUCAUCAAUAGGUACCCAACCUAUCCUUUGUGGCAGCAUACCAGGUCUGGUGCCCAAGCAGCUGCGCUUCUGUCGAAACUACGUUGAGAUCAUGCCCAGCGUGGCUGAGGGAGUGAAGAUAGGCAUUCAAGAGUGCCAACACCAGUUCAGAGGCCGGCGCUGGAACUGCACGACAAUCAACGACAAUUUGGCCAUCUUUGGACCGGUCUUGGACAAAGCCACUCGAGAGUCCGCUUUUGUUCAUGCCAUUGCCUCAGCAGGGGUUGCCUUUGCUGUGACCCGGGCUUGUGCUGACGGUUCAGCCACCAUCUGUGGAUGCGACACACGUCACAAGGGCCCCCCUGGAGACGGCUGGAAGUGGGGUGGCUGCAGCGAGGAUGUGGAAUUUGGAAGCAUGGUAUCCCGUGAGUUUGCAGACGCGAGGGAGAACCGCCCAGACGCACGUUCUGCCAUGAACCGCCAUAACAACGAGGCAGGAAGAAUGUCCCUCAACGACAACAUGUUUCUGAAGUGCAAGUGCCAUGGGCUCUCAGGCAGCUGCGAAGUCAAGACAUGCUGGUGGUCUCAGCCGGACUUUCGAGUCAUCGGCGACUAUAUGAAGGACAAGUAUGACAGCGCUUCUGAAAUGGUGGUGGAGAAGCACAAGGAGUCCCGUGGUUGGGUGGAGACGCUGAGACCCAAGUACAACUACUUCAAACCCCCUACAGAGCGCGAUCUGGUUUAUUAUGAAAGCUCGCCAAAUUUCUGCGACCCCAACCCAGAAACAGGUUCCUUUGGCACCCGGGAGCGCAUCUGCAACCUGACGUCCCACGGCAUAGACGGCUGUGACCUGCUGUGUUGCGGCAGGGGCCACAACACCAGAACUGAGAAGAGGAAGGAGAAGUGUCACUGUAUUUUCCACUGGUGCUGCUAUGUCAGCUGCCAGGAGUGUGUAAGAGUCUACGACGUGCACACCUGCAAAUAGACAUGUAGAGGUUUUCAAGAAUACUCAUCAGAAGCUGCCUUUGCGUUCUAUGCUGGGAUGCCACAAAGAGCUAGUCUCUGCCCAAAUCAGCUGACAGGUAUCCUGGAAGCAUCAUUCAUGAACUGCCAUGACUGGAGCUAUGUUGUAAAAGGUUUUGUAUGCUGAAGUAGGAACAAAGGACUGCUGGCAAAUUAACAAACACCAUAUUGGUGUUUUUCUUCUGUCAAUAGUAACUAUUUUUGUUAUGAAUUAAACAGCAUUGCAUUUGUUUUCCUCAAUGUUUGUUUAUCUUUUGAUUUUGCCACAAAAUACUUAAAAUUUACUUUACGAGAUACUCAACAGCAUGCAUUCCUCUCCUUGGUUUUAUUAGUAUGUUUCUGCCCAUGGGUUAACUAACAUGAUCAUAGUUUCAUAGUGUUAUUGAUGUUUAGGUAGGAAUGCACUUGCACCUCAGUGAAUGUAGCUGUUUGCUGUAACAUGUUUACAGAUCCUCACAUCCUUAAGCUAAUGUGUUUAUAUCUCAUUGAAUGACUAAUGUUUUCUGAGGGUAGCCAAAGUAGCCAAAUACUGCUAAACAACAGUGAAACCAGAGCAUAUUACCCACCCAAGAUUUUUCAAUGAGGUUCUGUUACAAGGUUAUAAGCAAUUUAUUUCUUACCUGUUGUACAUUAAUCUUUUUGGCAUCUAUAUUUAGAUUAAAUCCAUAUUAGUUGUACAGAAGGCAAAAGCUAAUGGCCACUCCAAGAGUGGCCAAGAAAAAAGGUGACUUCUAGCUUCUUAAAACAACUCCAAUGUUAAAAAAGCCAGAUUGGUAAAUGAAGUGCUGUUUUAUGCUCCUUUAAACCAGGUGUGUCUGUCACCUGGAGGGCAUUUUGCAGUUCUUGAAAUUAUUUUGUGUGGUUUCAGCCUAUAUUUUAUGAAUGAUCCACCAGCUCAGGCAGUUUAUGCUGAUGGACUUAAGUCCAUAUUUUACAGCAAUAUUUUUACUGAUUUUUAGAAAGGUUUUGGUGCAACUCAAAGUAAUUGUCUUUUAAUAGACAUGUUUUUCUUUUUUUUCAUGUUUAACUGAUUGUAAAUAGGACCACAAACAUUCACUUUUAUUUAAAAGCAAACCAUUCAUGAAACUAAUAGGGCAAAGAGUGAUUCUAUUCUUGCUGCUGAGAACAGGAUAAACAUUAAAAUAGAAACAAUCCAGUUUUGUUUAGUAAAAUUUGGAAAAUGUAUGCCUUUCAUUUAAUAAGGCAAAUGUGUGAGACCCUGUUAUUUUUUUAGAUGAUUUACAGAUCCAUCACGUACAAAAAUCAGUCUACUUUCUUUCAUUUAAUUUUAAUACAGAAAAAACAUGUCAGUAAAAUUCCAUCAUAUUUGGACUGGACAUAACAAUCGGCUUUUCUGUCAAUUGUUAACAUAAUGAUGGUUUCUAAAAUGGCAUUUCAGAUCAAGUUAAUUCAAUUCAGUUUAUCUACAUUGCGCAAAUUUACGAAUAUCGUAUGAAGACAUUUUAAAAGACAGAUCCAUUACAAAUCCGUAAAAGUAUAAUCAAGUCAGUCCAGUACAGUCCAAUCAAAUAGAUAGAUGGAAAUUUCAUCCAAUAUUUUCACAACAAUAGCACAAUGCAGCCAUAUUCAGUUUAGAAUGCAAAUUGGUAAAAAAUAAAAUAAAAUAAGAUGUCUAAAAAAGCCAUGCCAGUGAAUUGCCAGUGAAUUGCAUUGAGUCACUGACUUCUCUCCUAAUAAGCAACCAUGUGGCAACAAUAGACCGUGUAUUGCAUCGAGUCCUUAGCCUUGCUGCAAUCCUUCAUCCCAAGCAACGUUUUUGUGGCAAUUGAGAAAAAUGACUUUUUUUUUUUUACAGGAGAAACCUGCACCAGAACCUGGUACAGCAUGAGCAGUUAUCUGCCAUGAAGGAGGACCGUUAUAUGUUGAGAGGAAAGAUCAGACCCUCACAAAAAAACCAGACAUUCUGGUCCAAGAGUACUUUUUAUGUUAAUGAAAAACUGAGAACACAAAGUCUGAAUAUAAAGCUAUUACUUUUUUCAGAUUGAAGUUUUUUUAAGAUAAUGGAUGCCAACUUUUUGUCUCCCCUAUCUUAAAUUAGCAGUUAGGUAGAAAUAAAGAUGGUACUAAAGUCAUGUACUGCAGGUAAGAUAUUAAUUUUAACCAAACCCCAAUUCAAAAUUUCGAAAUUGUCCCUUUAAAGGUUUUCAGAAGAUCUACAAGAUCAGUUGAGAAAUAUGAAGAUUUCUCUCCCUGGUUUUGACAGUAUUAGCAAAGUCUCAUGUUAUCUGAUUUGGAGAAAACUGGUAUUUGUGAAAGGGAUCUGCAAUGUAUGGUUUAGACUUGCAGGUUGUUUUUAUUUUCAAACAAUCAGAAGGACGCUCUCACGCAAGAUAAAGGUAAAAAGAUAAAGGUAAAAAUAACAAUAAAACACACAUAAACAUGUAAUGUAAGCUCUGUGUUAUGCAGUUUAUUUUGUAGUUGCUGUAAAAUAAUGACCAAAGCCUUUGUUUGUAAUGAUUCCUAGGUAUGGCUUCCUGUUCCCCAAACCUAACAAUGAGCAGCAUCACUGAAGCUAUCAAUACUUCCAUAUUUUAUUGCUGCUAAGGUAACAUAAGUUCAUGUGUUUGUUUGUUUAUUAACUUACAUAGAAUACAUUUUCCUGUGUGAUCUAUCUGUAUUCAUUGCAUGUACUGAUUCUUUCUGUGAAAGAAAACUGUUUAUAGUAGUUAAAAAUGUGAAAAAUGUGUUUGACAAAUUCUUGCUUAAAGUAAUACAAAUGUAACUAAAUAGAAUAAAAUAGAUUUUGCUUUUUUAUUGUUUUUAUGUUUCUGGUUAUGGUAAAUAUUAGGUCAACAGGGUGGCCUUGAUGUACACAAACACUGUAAUAUAGGGCUGAAUUCAAAUGCAUGAUAAAAAUAAAAUGAAAAUAAAAAUAAAUCAGCAAAGUAGAAGACAUUUAGGACAGCAGAACAGAUUCAGGUCAUUUUGCCCCCUUGUUUUUUCAUACUUUUGCAGUUUUGGAGUUUUUGUGUUUACAUUUUUCAGGUCAGAAAUGGAGUUGGUGGAAAUUGGAUUUCUUAAUCUGGCGAAUCAGUUUGCACCUUCCUUAGGAUAGUAAUUUUCCAUAAUCUUUUUAUAGUCUACUGUAAGAAAAUUAGGGUUUCUGACACCAAUACCAAAUGUAUAGCAUGAACUGGUGCUCAGAAUACAUGCUUUACAGUUAUAGGAGUUUUCAUGGUUUGCUAUUUUUAGAACAUGAUAUGCAUUUUUAUAAAUACAUUUUAAUUCAUCAAAGUACCAAGUACCAAAAAAAACUCAAAUUGAUAGGAAAUGGCAGAUAGAUAUGAAAUGAAAGUAUGAAUGAAUCAAGGGGUGGAUAGACCAAGAGAGAAUAGGCCAUAAACAUUUAAACAAAAACACUAUGUCAACAAACAUAACAUGUUAACACAUUUAAAAUGAUACAACAAAAAUGUUUCCCCUUCUUUUUUUUUUUUUUGAUUUGUUGAAACUUUCAUUGCUUUUUAGUUGUCCUACUUCAUCAACUGUGUUACCUGUUUUAAAUAUAUUUUGCAAGAUGUUGUUGUCUUCUAUGUUGUAUUUUUAUUAUUCCAGAAAAUCUUUGUUCAUUUUUUUAUGUUUGAAUUUUGUUGAAUUUUGUUGUGUUUUGCUCCUGAUGAUAUUUGUAAAGCAGAUUCAUAGACAUUAUCUGGAUUGAUAUCAGAAGAAAUACAGAAUAUUUAUUUAUCUGGGAAUACCGUUGAAUACUGAGAUGAAUAUUGAAACACACAGCAUCGUGUUUGCUAUUUCACCUCGUCUAGUCUCUCAGCUGUGGUGAAAAGUGUAAAAUCUCUAUAAAACGAUGUUUAAUAAAACAUGUUUACAGUGUAAUACUACUGUUUGUCUCAGGCUUUUAUUCAGCCUGGGACAAAACUGAAAAUAUAAAUUAACAAGUAUAAUCAGUUUUACUUUUAAAUCAUUCUUAAUCAACAACAGGACAACCACUAUCAGUGCAUGAUCUGGAAUUAAUCAUGGCAUUGAUUAACAUACACUUUAUAUGUGAGCAACUGCUUGUGUGGAGAAUGUGAUUCUGUUCUAUGUUUUUAAGUCUUUUAAAUCCAAAGUUUUUGUACAAACUAGUUCUCGGAUUUUAUGAAUUUCUAAGGUUUGAUGGUUUUUUUUUAUAAUUAUUUAUUACAUGCCAUGUACAUAUUAGUGAGUAAAAGUAUAUAUUUGCAGAAAUGUGUUCUUGAAGCAGUGUUGUGACUGUAGCAUUUUUACCUCAUCUCUUUUUUCCCUUGACAGGUGUGAUCCUAGUGCCUGUAAUAGAUUUCUAAAUGUCAACUCUGUAACAUAAAAAAUAAAAAAGACUGGACUCUG
Messenger RNA from Girardinichthys multiradiatus, 5486 nucleotides. It is a transcript of the gene wnt3a, whose product is annotated as wingless-type MMTV integration site family, member 3A. The transcript has 4 exons. Bases 1 to 1110 code for a protein of 369 amino acids. Gene Ontology annotation, biological process: canonical Wnt signaling pathway; cell fate commitment; neuron differentiation. Gene Ontology annotation, molecular function: frizzled binding; cytokine activity. NCBI's taxonomy places the organism in Eukaryota, Metazoa, Chordata, Actinopteri, Cyprinodontiformes, Goodeidae. The record is from RefSeq and is a predicted model, not a curated record. Gene Ontology annotation, cellular component: extracellular region.